Messenger RNA from Centropristis striata (black sea bass), 10842 nucleotides. It is a transcript of the gene chd2, whose product is annotated as chromodomain helicase DNA binding protein 2. The record is from RefSeq and is a predicted model, not a curated record. Lineage: Eukaryota; Metazoa; Chordata; Actinopteri; Perciformes; Serranidae. The transcript has 42 exons. Gene Ontology annotation, cellular component: chromatin; nucleus. Gene Ontology annotation, biological process: regulation of transcription by RNA polymerase II; nucleosome organization. Gene Ontology annotation, molecular function: ATP-dependent chromatin remodeler activity; chromatin binding; DNA binding. The coding region runs from base 4072 to 9228 and encodes 1718 amino acids.
AGAGGAGGACACACACAACAGAGGAGCAAGGCGUCGAGAACGGAGAGGAGAGGAAGGGCGGAACGAUGCGGCCGAAAGACCCACCAAAACGACCAAAAUCGCCCAAAAUCGCGACACCGACCGGGGUAGACGACGGCGGAUAGACACGACAUCCGAAAUGGGGAUUCCCUUGAUGUUUCACGAACUGCGUCAAAGAAGAGAUCAUCUGACCCAAGCUUAAUGGGUUGAAAUGUAGCUGCCAUGGAGUCGUGAAUUGCAAGAUUUGGGUGAUUUGCACGGCAACGGGGAAUUUGGAGACCACGACUGGGAUGAAGAUUCUCGAAUUUGGAAGAAAAAGAAGUCAGCUCUACGCCAUUCAAGUGGAUAUUGCUGAAGUGGAGACAGCGUUGUAUAACGUGAAGAUGGCAAAGUCAUUUGGCAGUUAGCCAAAUUUUGUCAAGACCAAACCUUUUUCUGACUGGACUUUGGCGUUUGGAAUUUUUUUUUUUUUUUUACGACAACAUGGACACUGGAACAUCUUUGCUGGCUGUGUAGUGGACUUUAAAAAAUUACACUGUUGUUUUUUGGAAAACACAAAUUCAGCCUUUGUACGAUUGAUAUUCAAAUGUUGUUUAUAAAUAAAGUGUAUGUCCUCGUAUUUUUUUUCCUGGCUUUGUUUCAUUAGCUAAAUAAUCAGAACACCACAAGUGGAUAUUUUGCGUAAUAUUUUAAUAACGUUAAAGUCCAUUAGCUCGGUUGUUGGUUUUAAUAUUUCAGCUAACCCGUACAACAAAUAAAUUUGAUUAGCACUGACUUCGUACUCAUUGAUGUUUGCUAAUGUAUAGGCUAGCACAAGUGCUAAUGAUAAGCUUCGUAUUGGGUCGAUUAAUCUCCUGAAGUAAUGCUCUCUUUUUCGUGUGUUUUUACAAACAAAAUUUGACUCAAUGAAUAAGAAAAAGGAAAAGUGGUUGAAAAUGAAUCAGUCUCGAUUAGUCACACUAGAAAACCCUUAACAUACCCAAUUAAAACAGUGAACAAUACACUUUUUUUUGCAAAGUACAUUGCAACUAUAAAGGCUUUUGGUCAGAACAGAAAUGGUUUCCAAAGGCUGUCUAAAAUGGCUCCUGGUUGUCCUUCUUCCUGUCUGAGCAGGAAGUGAUGCAAUUGGUGCAACAAAAAUUAUAUAUACUUUUAAAGCCUCUAAGUGUUCUUACCUUUUUAUGAAGUGUGAAGUAAAGGUCUCAACUUCAAGCCUAAGGCAGAAAAUAAUUGUAAAUUUAUAUAAAAGCAAAAUUUAAACAUAAUAGAAGGGGUGGGACUUAAACAUCACCUGAGUGUGGGGUAAAUGGAAAUAACGUCAAUCAAAGGCAAAGCUUUCAGAGCUAGGAAGGAGCUCUAGAUGGCGGCUGAGCCUUGGGAAGGGUGCCAUGGGCUUUCGUCAGACCGUUUUUCUCGCCCGUUUUUCGACCGAGACCGCUUGAUUCUGAUUUAAAUUGAAGUGUAGUGAUAUUACGAUCGGUGUUUUAACGGGAAUUUAGGCGUUUUGAGUGGUUUUUGGGCUGAUUUGUCGAGCCGUGCGAGCCGUCUGUGCUGAGGGAGUCCUUGUCGUUGUUUUCCAUACUGGGCUCUGGCAGCCAUGGCGCGCCUCCAUUUUUAGUGUGCUGCUCGCCUCUGUCGCUCUGAGUCUGACAGCAGAUGCAGACUUUACAGGCCUAAAAGCUUUACGAAACAAAGCUAUUUUUUGUUAUUUAUUGUUAAGUUAUUAUUUUUACUGUUAUUUUUAUUCGAGUCGGACAAAACCCUGUGAUAGAGCGAACGUGAAUCUAAUAGUUCAUUUAUAGGUUACCACCUUUCUUUGAACUGAAUUGGUCUGUUUACAUUGUGCAUUGCUUAAUUUACUCAUUUUCUCAUGCUUAAAUCUUAUUUUUCUAACCCUUCAUGUGAUGACGCAGUUAGAAUUAAUUGCAUGCGGCUUGAUCCGAGGACUAUGAUAUAAGACAUACGUUGGAUAUUUAACGUAUUGUAGCAGCACCUGUCAUUUUUCCUAGCUAUAUUUUAAAUUAGCGAUGUAAAUAAUGAUACUUAAAUCUUUCGAUUUAAUGCCUUUUUCUUAACUCGUGUCGCACCGCCUGGGUUUUAACUGCCACCUGAGCAAAGGCAGUCUUGUGGGACUUGUAUGAUACUUCAUGCUCCCUCUAACUUUUUGACAGUAAAUACCAGGACAAAAGAUCAUCCUUUCAAAAGAUUUUCAGGAUACUACCAUGAUGAAGAAUAAAAGUAAAAAACAAGAGGAUGAAGGAUCGGCUCAAAGCAAUGCAUCAAGGUAUGAUCCUUAUACUUUUUCUUAACUUCUUCAUAUUUGGUGUGAUUGUUUACCUUGUCAAGCAUGGUUGAUCACCUGUGUAUACAUUUACGACGUGGUUUUGAUGAAGUGCACCACUGUCAUGAAUGACCUUGCUAUUGUUUAAUAGCCACACCCUGAUUUUCCUACCAUUUCUUUCACUCAAUACUGAGGUUUCAGGCCUGUGUUAACAGAUCAUUGCCCACAAGAUGUAUGUGUUAGACCACGGGAAAACUCAUUUGUCUUGCAGUAUGUUGCUAGUUAUUUGUCACAAAUGUUUGAUGUGCUAUCGCUAUAAUGUAAUGACCUUGUCUAACUAGUUGGUACUGCAUUGCACCAUUUUUUUUAUCAACGUUGUUGCUCGUUUUUUUUUAUUUAUUUCAAAAACAAUGUAUUGUUUUGGUGUUAUUUGUGGUCAGUAUUAUGCCCAGUAUUUUAGAUGGCUAAUAUAUAACAUAUGUUGUCAUGAGUAAAUAAGGUUGCAUGUGCUUUUAAUUAAUACAUUUUUAUAUUAAUAUGUACGCUUUUAUCUGGACCUGUGCUUAAAGUUUUGACCAAGUUAUUGACUUUUAGGAAAUACAAGUUAACUUGCACUUCAUAAUUUCUGCUUAUUUAAGCCCUUUAUUCCAAAUAUUUCAAUGCUUUGUAAAUACUUUCGUUUUGUUUUAGAUGGAAAGCAAAACUUAAAACUACUUCACCCCUGUGUAUUCUGACAUUAUGUCACUGCUCACAUGCUUAUGUAAUAUACCCUUUUAACCUCCAGCUUUACAUUUGUUUUCAGGAGAAGUUUUUGUUUUAGGGGCCUUAUUUCAAUGGAAAGCUUUGAUUUAAAUAUUUAUCUUGACACACGAUUGUUUAAUAUAAAAUUAUUCAAUGAUUGCUUUCACCUGUCAAGCAAGAUAUUUUAUCCAUUGAUUGCCCAUAUCACAUACAUUUGCUAUAAUUUUUAAGUAAGUUUAAAAUGCAUUUGUAUUAAUAUUAGCUAUAUCAACAUUAAUGGUGUUAGUUUAAGCAUCUGCAUUGAACAUGUUUUAUGCUUGUGAAUAUUAUAACAAAAAAAUGUUAUUUUUAAAUUAAAUUUGACUAUGUGUAUUACUUGUCAGGCAGAUUAUAGGCCUACAACAAAGACUAUUUACACUUUAAUAUGUUUUUGUCUGCUGUUCUUUUUCCAAGAAAGAUGAUAAAUAUUUGCAAAUGUGUAUCUAUCAUCCUCAGGUAUCUGAAUCUACAAAUAUCAAAACGAGUGGAAACACUAUUCUAUUUUCAUCAAUAAAGAUGUUUUUUAAAAACUAAUAUCAGGUGCAUUUGCAUGGUGUCAGAACAAUGCAGGAAUUCAGAAACACCACAAGUGGCUUGCCAUUAUUUAAAAAAUGUUUGUAUUUAUUGCAUAGAUUUAUUGCAUAAAUGCUAUGGCCAAUGCUGCCAUGUUGUCACAACAAAUAAUGCAGCCUGAUCACAAUAGACUGUUGUGUUUUUAGAUAAAGACACAGAGAAGUUUGGAUACUAAAUGCAGCAAUUCAGCCUCAGAGGAAUCCAACCGCUCUGCCUCGGAGUCGGGGAGUCAGUCAGAGAGCGAGCAUGGCAGUGAGAGGAGGAGAUCCCACAACUCCGAGUCAAACAGCUCCUCAGAGUCAGAGAGUCACUCAGAGUCAGGCAGCGAGUCCGCAGAAUCCAAGUCACAGCAAACCACAGCAGAAGACAAGAAAGACAAACCAGUUAGAAAGAAGGAGCGUCUGGCAGAUGUGAAGAAGAUGUGGGAUGAACAUCCAGAUGUGUAUGGGGUCAGGAGGUCAAACCGCAGUAGACAGGAGCCGGCUCGUUUAAACAUUGGAGCUGGGGGCAGCAGUGACUCUGAGAGUGAAAGCCCCAAGAGAAAAACAUCCAGAGCCAAGAAAAAAGAAAAUAUCUGGAAAGAUGAUGACUCAAAUGAUGAUGAAGAGGAGGAGGAGGAGGAGGAGGAGGCUUCCGACAGUACAGACAGUGAGCAGGAAGAGAAAAAAGUUAGAUCCAGAAGACUUCCUGCUAGAAGACCUCAAACCAAAUCAUCAACAGCCAAAAAGCAGCUAUCGCAAAAAGGCAGGAAGUCAAGGAAACAGGACUCAUCUGCUGAAGAAGAUGACGAUGAUGACGAUGACGACGAUGAUGAUGAAGAUGAUGAAGGCACUCCAAAGAGGCAGACUCGAAGAAGGGGUGCAACAAAAGUCAAAAGUUACAAAGAGGACCAACAUGACUUUGAAACCGACUCUGAUGACCUCAUUGAAAUGACCGGGGACGCCGGCGAGGAGCAGCAGGACGAUGACAGUGAGACCAUUGAGAAGGUUAUGGACACCAGGAUAGGCAAAAAGUCAGCCACCGGGGCUUCCACUACUAUAUAUGCUGUGCAGGAAAAUGGGGACCCAAAUGAAGGUUUUGACCCCGAGAACGAUGAAGGAGAAACUCACUAUCUGAUCAAGUGGAAGGGCUGGUCCUACAUCCACAACACGUGGGAGAGCAUGGACUCUCUGACCCAGCAAAAAGUCAAGGGACUGAAGAAAAUGGACAACUACAUAAAGAAACAAGAUGAGCUCAAUUCAUGGUUGAGGAGGGCGUCACCUGAGGAUGUAGAAUUUCACAACUGCCAACAGGAGCUCAUAUACGACUUGAACAAGCAGUUUCAGCUUGUGGAGCGUGUUAUCGCAACAAAAACAGGAAAGACGCCAGGAUCCUCUGACUUCCCCUCUCAUAGUCACAAGUUACCAUCCUCCAAUGAGCCAGAGUAUCUAUGCAAGUGGAUGGGCUUACCUUAUUCAGAGUGCAGCUGGGAGGAUGGAGCUCUGGUUGGAAAGAAGUUUGGGCACUGCAUUGAAAGCUUCAUAAACCGAAACUCCAGCAAAUCUGUUCCCUCUAAAGAGUGUAAGGUGUUAAAGCAAAGACCAAGGUUUGUCGCUCUGAAGAAGCAGCCAUCAUAUAUUGGAGAUGACAACCUUCAGCUGAGAGAUUACCAGCUGGAUGGGCUGAACUGGUUGGCUCACUCCUGGUGCAGGUGCAAUAGUGUUAUCCUGGCUGAUGAGAUGGGGCUCGGAAAGACCAUCCAGACCAUCUCCUUCCUGUCGUACUUGUUCCAUCAGCAUCAGCUUUUUGGACCUUUCUUAGUGGUGGUGCCUCUGUCCACACUCACCUCCUGGCAGCGGGAGUUCGUCACAUGGGCCCCGGACAUGAACGUGGUGGUCUACCUCGGUGAUGUCAUGAGCAGGAAAACGAUCCGUGACUAUGAGUGGGUGAACCAUCAAACGAAAAGAAUUCGCUUCAAUGCACUAUUAACCACUUAUGAAAUUCUACUUAAAGACAAGGGGGUGCUUGGGAACAUCAACUGGGCGUUCCUCGGAGUGGAUGAAGCUCACAGGCUGAAGAAUGACGACUCCCUGCUGUACAAAACCUUAAUGGAGUUCAGGUCCAACCACAGGCUGCUCAUCACUGGCACUCCACUGCAGAACUCCCUCAAAGAGCUCUGGUCACUGUUACACUUCCUUAUGCCUGACAAGUUUGAUUCUUGGGAGGAUUUUGAAGAUGAGCACGGGAAAGGAAGGGAUAACGGUUAUCAGAGUCUUCACAAAGUCCUAGAGCCCUUCCUUCUGCGACGUGUCAAGAAGGAUGUGGAAAAAUCUCUCCCUGCCAAGGUGGAACAGAUCCUCCGAGUAGACAUGAGCGCACAGCAGAAGCAGUUUUACAAGUGGAUUUUAACGAGGAAUUACAAAGCUCUUUCUAAAGGCACUCGAGGCAGCUCCUCCGGCUUCCUGAACAUCGUUAUGGAGCUCAAAAAGUGCUGCAACCACAGUUUCCUCAUUAAACAGCCUGAGGAUGGAGAGACUGAAACACAGCAGGAGCACCUGCAGGGUCUAGUGAGGGGCAGCGGGAAGCUGGUGCUGCUGGACAAGCUGCUGACCAGGCUCCGAGAAAGAGGAAACCGAGUCCUGAUCUUCUCCCAGAUGGUCAGGAUGUUGGACAUUCUGGCUGAAUACCUCGCCAAGAAUCGCUACCCGUUUCAGCGGCUGGACGGCUCCAUAAAGGGAGAAAUCCGAAAGCAAGCACUUGACCACUUUAAUGCAGAAGGCUCAGAGGACUUUUGCUUCCUGUUGUCCACCAGAGCUGGAGGUUUGGGGAUAAACUUGGCCUCAGCAGACACCGUAGUUAUCUUUGACUCUGACUGGAACCCUCAAAAUGACCUGCAGGCACAAGCCAGAGCUCACAGGAUCGGCCAGAAGAAACAGGUGAAUAUUUAUCGACUUGUCACCAAAGGAACAGUGGAGGAGGACAUCAUCGAGAGGGCAAAGAAGAAGAUGGUUUUGGACCAUCUUGUCAUUCAGAGAAUGGACACCACUGGUCGAACUGUACUGGACAGCAACUCUGGCUCAACCACAAAUUCAAACCCAUUUAAUAAAGAAGAACUAUCUGCCAUCCUCAAGUUUGGUGCAGAGGAACUCUUCAAGGAGCCAGAAGGAGAGGAGUCUGAACCACAGGAGAUGGAUAUUGAGGAGAUCCUGAGGCUGGCUGAAACAAGAGAAAGCGACCAGGGCUCAAGUGCAACAGAUGAACUUCUUUCUCAGUUUAAGGUGGCCAAUUUUUCCAGUAUGGAGGAGAGCACUCCAGAUUUUGAGGACAAGCCCUCACGUGAAUGGGACGAUAUCAUCCCUGAAGAUCAACGGCGCAAAAUUGAGGAGGAGGAGAAGCAGCGGGAGAUGGAGGACAUCUUCAUGCUGCCCAGAAGCAGGAGCUCUAAUAAGAGGGCUCAGGCGAAUGAUAGUGACAGUGAUGCGGGCUCCAAGCUGAAGCACCGCUCCUCUGGCUCUGAGAGUGAGACGGAUGACAGCGAUGACGACAAGAAACCAAAGAAGAGAGGCAGACCCAGAGCCCGCAAAAACAAUGUGGAGGGCUUCACUGAUGCAGAAAUCCGGAGGUUCAUUAAGGCAUACAAGAAAUUUGGAUCUCCACUCGAAAGGCUGGAGGCCAUAGCCCGAGACUCUGAGCUGGUUGACAAGUCCAUCGCAGACCUGAAGAGACUUGGUGAACUGAUUCACAGUAGUUGCGUGGCUGCAGUGCAGGAGCACGAGGAGCAACUGAAAGAGAAUCCAGUUGAAGCCAAAGGUCCUGGGAAACGAAGAGGGAUUAACAUCAAGAUCUCGGGAGUGCAGGUCAACGCCAAGUCCAUCAUCCAGCAUGAGGAAGAAUUUGAACCUCUGCACAAAGCAGUGCCCUCAAAUCCUGCUGAGAGAAACAAGUUCAAUCUAACAUGCAGGGUCAAGGUAGCCCACUUUGAUGUAGACUGGGAUCUACAGGAUGACAUUCAGCUUCUGCUUGGCACCUAUGAGCAUGGCUUUGGCAACUGGGACCUGGUCAAGACGGAUCCUGACCUUAAACUCGCUGAUAAGAUUCUCCCAGACGAUCCGAGCAAGAAGCCUCAAGCCAAGCAGUUGCAGGCGAGAGCAGAGUACCUACUCAAGCUGCUGAAAAAAGAACAAGACAAUGCAGACCUGUCCAAAACAGGGGAGGAGGUCAAAGUGAGGAAGAGGAAGCCUCGGGUGAAAAAGGAGAACAAGGUUCUAAAGGAUGAACAGGGCAACGACAUCUCCUCCCCACGUCUGUCUGACAACCCGUCAGAGGAGGGCGAGGUCAAGGAUGAUGGAACAGAGAAGUCCCCCGCCAAGAAAAGACAAAAGAAAAAGGAUAACAAAGAGAACAAAGAAAAACAGGGAACUCCUAAAAAGGAAAAGGAUGGGGACAAAGAAAAAAAGGGCGCCAAGCCCAGAAAAGAGAAGGCUAAAGGAGCCAAAGGGAAGAAGACUCAAGGUCCCGUUCACAUUAUGGCCGGGGCUGACCCCGUUCCCAUUGAAGGAAAGGAGGAUGAUGAACUCGACCAGGAGACUUUCAGUAUUUGUAAGGAGCGCAUGAGGCCGGUGAAAAAGGCCCUCAAGCAGCUGGAUAAACCAGAUGAGGGCCUGUCUGACCAGGAGCAGCUCCAGCACACUCGCACAUGCCUACUGAAGAUUGGAGACCGAAUCACAGAGUGCCUUAAAGCCUACAGUGAUCCCGAACAUGUCAAAAUAUGGCGGAGAAACCUCUGGAUAUUUGUGUCAAAGUUUACAGAGUUCGGUGCAAGGAAGCUUCACAAACUUUACAAAAUGGCACAGAAGAAGCGAUCGCAUGAGGAAGAGAAGGAGCAGAAGAAGAAGGAGGAUCCCGGAGGGAGGACAAAAUCCUUCAGACCAGAGCCCUGUGGGUCCAGUCGAGACUCCACAGGAACUCAGUCUUCCUCCAAACCCUCAUCCCACUCCACUCAGCCUGGCCCUCAUGGACACCACAGAGAGCCGUACAACUCAUCUAAUAAGCGGCACUUUGGCAAUGAUGAUAGAGGAGACUGGCAGAGGGACCGUAAAUACAAUUACCCAAGUAACAGCAACCAGUCUUGGCAGGGAGACCGACAUCAUCAGUAUGAUCGCUACAAGGAUCACUAUAGUGAUCGACGUCCACACGGAGACCCGUACCGCAGCUCGGGCCCUUACCGCAACAGCAGCUCGCCUCGGAAAAGGCCGUAUGAGCAGUACAGCAACGACCGGGACCACAGGGGUCAAAGGCCUUACUAUGACAGGCAUUCCGACCCCAAACGAAGACGUCCUGAUGAAUUCCGUCCCAACUACCACCAGGGAAGAGACGGCCCUCUUCAGGACUUCAGGAGGAUGCCAGAGCACAGGCCAUCCGGUCCACCUGGGCCGGAGCACUACAACCGGCCCUUCCACCCUGACAAACCUCCUCCGCUGCUGGACCCUCGAUCCCCGCAGGCUCAGAAGUCUCCCCAGGACUCGCGCUCUCCACUACAGCGACCUGCAGAACCAAACGCAGCGGAAGAUUCUAACUGGAACAACAGGAAAACAUAAAAGUAUGCCAUGUGCAUACUGUGUUGGCUAAGGAACUGAUCUGGGUGUUUUUGUCCAGGGUCAAAGCCACAUACAUGCUGCUGAUGGACAAGUCAAGACUCGCCAAUCAUAAGCUCACAGUUGGAAAGGGAAUCAACAUUUACCCUCUUUACCAGCAAAACUAUUUUGCUCUUUUCCUCCAGUGGACUGUGGAUGAUUUGUGCCCUGAAGGAAGAGGUUUGUGUUGCUCCUGUCAUCUUCAAGAUGAAAAACUUAAACAAGCAUCUUUAUUUACAUGAAAUGACUCAAAUCAGUCAACCGUGGUAAGACUGAGUGGAGUGGAUGCUUAGUCCCAUGGACUAUUUUCUAAGGAGAAUUUAGGAUACAUGAACUGAUGACUGAUCUCAAUCCUAAAAGUGCCUGAAGGCUUUGGCCUUUCUGAAUGGUAAAUGUAUGGGAUUAUUCCCAAAGGAAGCAUGACAUGGACAUCAUUUCUUUUGUGUUUAGCUUUAAGUCUUGAAAAAUGAUGUCAUUAGAAGAUUUCAGUGCAAAAGAAUGUGUAAUGUGUUCAUCUGCACCUUCAACAAUGUUUAUCUUGAACAUGUAGCGGAACUGAAACACCAUGUGGGUUUAAAUAGUGGUGUGACGGCGCGGCCUAAUGAAAUUUGAAUGAUCAAUGAAGCCAGUAUGUUUCCUCUAAACACUCGUUUUGGAAAAGGGUUUUUAGCAAAUUCACCUUGCUCAUGUGUACAAAUAGUCAUGAUUUCUGUAAUUGUGUAGCUAUAUAAAUCAUUGCAAUCGUCUUGCUUUGUUCACUUUAACCACUUUCCCUCUUAGUAGGCCCAAUGAAAUGGAAGCUUUGUAAGCAGUAUUUAUUGCAACAACUUGUGCAAAGGCUCAUAACACUAUGACUUAGAACAAUCCUUUAUUUUUGCCUUUCAGUAUUCUGAUGGUUAAGAAUAGUACUUAAGUGUAGUUUCAUUUAUUCACCUGUCCACUUACAGUAUUUAAGCACUCAAUUCUGUCUGAAAAUCUUACGUGAUAAAGCAUUUUCUUUCCUUUUUCAAUGGUUUGGCUGUUGCUGGUAGGUUGUUAAAGGUUAUCAGGAAGUUGCUGAUGACAUUUCAUUAUGUUUAUUACCUUUGGUCACUCUUUCCCUGUGCCAAACCUGCUCUGGUCCUCAGUUGUUUUUUUUUAAAUGCUUUUCCAUUUGUGCCUUAUUUAUGUGUAUUCUCAUACUGUAUAUUGUUCAUAGACAGUACUGGGGCCUAACACAGGCAGGAUGUAGUAUUACAGUCUCGUUUUAAGAAAAUUGCUCUGAAUGAACUGGUUACGGGACCACGUAUUAUUCUGGUAAUUAUCAUGUGGUUUCCAAAAGAGUUGAUGAUUUAUGGGGGAAAAAACAUAAACACAAAGAAAUCAUGUGUGUGUUUCGUCCAGGGCACUGAGCCGACCUGUUACAGUGAACAGCCAGCGCAUCUUUACUUCCAUGUUAAGCAAGCUACGGUUCCUGUAUCAUAUGUUCUUUAAGAAAGUCUAAAUAAUUUAUAUUUGUGACAAAACCACUCUUCAUGAGAAAUGUGCUGUACAUAUGUUUGGACAUAUGUAAUAAUAAACUUUGUUACACAAUGAAAA